GCGGGCGCGCGCGCGCCGGGCGGUGUUGUGCGCGCGGAGCCGCCGCCGGUGCUGCUCGGCGACUGUCCCAGAGCCGUUCUUGUCCCGCCAGAUCCCCGCAUAGCCUGGUGUUGGAAGAUGCCGAGUCGGAAGUUCGCCGACGGGGAGGUGGUGCGGGGUCGCUGGCCCGGGAGCUCCCUGUACUAUGAAGUUGAAAUUCUGAGCCACGACAACGGCUCCCAGCUCUACACCGUGAAGUACAAGGACGGGACCGAACUUGAGCUGAAGGAGAGUGACAUCAAGCCUUUGACUUCCUUCAGACAAAGGAAGAGCGGCUCAAGCUCCAGCUCGCCGUCCAGACGCCGGGGGAGUAGGUCACGGUCGCGGUCUAGAUCCCCGGGCCGGCCCCCCCGAAGCUCCCGCCGAUCCGCCUCUGCCUCGCACCAGGCCGACCUGAGGGAGAUGAGGAAGGAGGUGCUGGAAGUGAAGCUGACCCCGCUCGUGCUGAAGCCGUUUGGAAAUAGCAUCAGCAGAUACAACGGGGAGCCAGAGCGCACCAAGAGGGACUGCACGCCGCCCAGAAGCACUCAGGAAAAAUUCCAUCUGUCAGAAGAACGUAGUUAUGUAUCUACACAGUAUAGCCUGCGGCCCAGAAGAGAAGAGAUCAAAUCGAAAGACAUGGAUUCUAAGGAAGAAAACAUUGUUUCGACAAGACGAUCUGUACCACUGAAAACCUCUGAAGCUCCAGCCGCGCCGACUAAGGACCUGGAGUUUGGGGGAGUCCCCGGGGUGCUGCUGGUCAUGCUGGGCCUGCCGCCCCUCCUCUGCCUGCUCCUGCUGAUGGGCCGACAGAAGGAGCCCGGCCUCCGCAGCUUCCCGCCUCCGUUGCCCGCCUGGCAGGACUUGUGGGAAACCAGAGUGUUCGGCGUCUACGUCCUCUGGGUCCUCCUGCAGGCUCUGCUCUACGCGCUGCCGCUCGGGAAGGUCGUGGAAGGGACGCCUCUUGCCGAUGGGAGAAGGCUCAAGUACAGACUGAACGGGUUCUAUGCUUUCCUCCUGACAUGCGCCGCCGUCGGGGGGGCCGUCUUCUGGGGCGCGGACCUGCACUACCUGUACAGCCACUUCCUUCAGUUCGCGCUUGCCGCUGCCGCCUUCGCCCUGGGCCUGAGCGUGUACCUGGCGGUGCGGGCAGCGAGGGCGCCUCCGAGUGCCCUGGCCCCUGCCAGCUCCGGCAAUGCCAUCUACGAUUUCUUCAUUGGCCGUGAAUUGAAUCCUCGGAUCGGUACUUUUGACCUCAAAUACUUUUGUGAAUUACGCCCUGGAUUGAUUGGAUGGGUGGUGGUGAACCUGGUGAUGCUUCUGGCUGAGAUGAAGCUGCAGAAACGAGCUGCCCCGUCCUUAGCGAUGAUUUUGGUUAACAGUUUCCAGCUCCUGUACGUGGCGGACGCUCUCUGGAAUGAGGAGGCGUUGUUGACCACCAUGGACAUCACUCACGAUGGGUUUGGAUUCAUGCUGGCGUUCGGAGACCUCGCGUGGGUUCCCUUCGUCUACAGCCUGCAGGCCUACUAUCUGGUCAGCCACCCCAAUGACGUGUCCUGGCCGAUGGCUUCUCUGAUUGUCGCCCUGAAACUUUGUGGAUAUAUAAUCUUCCGAUGUGCAAAUUCUCAGAAAAACUCAUUCCGGAAAAAUCCCGCGGAUCCAAAGCUCGCACACUUAAAAACCAUUCCUACUUCCACGGGGAAAAACCUCCUGGUUUCUGGAUGGUGGGGCCUCGUGCGCCACCCCAAUUACCUUGGGGACCUCCUCAUGGCCCUGGCAUGGUCCCUGCCCUGUGGCUUCGGCCACGCCCUGCCCUACUUCUACGUCGUCUACUUCGCCGUCCUGCUGGUGCACCGGGAGGCACGCGACGAGCGCCACUGCCGCCGGCGGUACGGCCUGGCCUGGGAGCAGUACUGCCGGCGGGUGCCGCACCGCAUCCUGCCCGGCGUGUACUAGCCGCCCCCCGCCCCGCCCGCCCCAUCACCACUGAGAGAAGGUUCCAGAGCCGGUCGUCAUCUGUCGCACCGACAGGAUCCUCUUUUUCUUUGAGUCCCGACCGUGGGGCCCGGCGGGCUCAGCACAGCUGCUUGUGGUCGCUCAGUCUGACACCCGCUGAGGAGAAGGGGUUGUUGGGAUCCGUCCUUGAGAUUCGGGGAACACAAGUUCUUCGAGUGCAAGGAGGAGAGUCCCGGUGACGUCUAUGGGCCUCGAGGACUUUUCCAGCCAUGACUUCGUUUUGUCCUCGUGUUGAAGCGAAACCACCUGUCCAUGUCUCUUGGAGAGAAUCCGCAUCCGCGGUCAGUGGGGUUUAAACACGUGCCCUGAGCUCUGUGUGAGCGGGGCCGGGCCAUUCUCUCCACCUCGGCGUCCGCAGCCGCGCUGGACAGUGAGUACAUAGAUUUCAUGUAAUAUAUGGGGACCGCAGAGCUUUCUGUACAGUAUUUUGAAUGUGAAAUAAGCGUUAGGACUAAGUAUCUUUUUAACGAGAACAUAUGCAGUAUUUUAAAUUAAAAAUUGUGAACCCAUUAGAAUUCAUUUAAGGUUGUGUAAAAGAAGCUGGUGAGACCGAGGGAGGGUGUCUUCCUCACCCCAGAGCUGGCGGAUUUGGCUUUGCUACCUCACGCGCAGGUGUCUGUUUUGCCUUUAUAAACUAUUGCAAAUAGAAAAAAAAAUAGAAUAAAUAUAUAUUUUUGGAGUAACAGCACUAUUUAAACAUUUUUACACAGAUUGGUUUUUGAAAACUUGCCAUUUCAGGCUAAUAUUUUUGUAUGUUUUUUACUUUUUUAAGAUAAAACUGUGAUUUUGCUACUGUUGAGGCCGUGCUGUUUAUACUGUACCCGUACGUUCCCUCUCCACGUGCUCCUCGCCGUCAAGCAGGGCGGCGGUCAUCUUUAGAAGCCUGUUGGUCUACACGUAAUUUAAGGCAGAGCCUCUUUAGGUUUUGUUCAGUUUAAUAGAUGUGACGGGGCAGCCGGAGCCGCGAGGUCCAAGCCAACACGGUCUCCUUAUUGAUAGUCCCGUAAGGGAGCAGCAGGCGCGCUGGAAGAUCGUGUUCAGUUCAGUGGUUCUUGGGAUGGAGGAGAGUGUCUGGGCUGCUGCUGCAGUGUGUAGACGAGACACAGGUGCGUGGCCGUGGGCGCCGUGUGUGACUUUGUCGGCUCUGGCACCCGUGGUCUUCCAGUGUGUUCUUUGUACAGACGUAAGCAAGUGGCUUUUAUUAUGCUUUUCUCCUGCAUCAGAAAGAGUGUCUCAUUCUGUACUCGAUUCACCAGUGAGGCUUGGGGAGGAAGGAGGAGAUUUAAGUCUUUCUCUGGUUAAGAUGUAAAAUAUAAAAAGACAGGUUGCAGUUUGUGGAUAUCAGCUAUGGUGUGUUGUUAAUUUUUGUUUUUGAAACGUUUGACAAGUUUUAUAAUGAAGUUUUAAGUUGGAAAUAAAGUUGGAAAUAAAAAAGA
Messenger RNA from Hyaena hyaena (striped hyena), 3470 nucleotides. RefSeq names its product lamin B receptor (gene LBR). Lineage: Eukaryota; Metazoa; Chordata; Mammalia; Carnivora; Hyaenidae. The coding region runs from base 118 to 1974 and encodes 618 amino acids. The transcript is spliced from 14 exons. Gene Ontology annotation, cellular component: nuclear inner membrane. Gene Ontology annotation, biological process: sterol biosynthetic process. The record is from RefSeq and is a predicted model, not a curated record. Gene Ontology annotation, molecular function: oxidoreductase activity, acting on the CH-CH group of donors, NAD or NADP as acceptor.